Molecule: messenger RNA, 925 nt
Organism: Microtus oregoni (creeping vole)
Lineage: Eukaryota; Metazoa; Chordata; Mammalia; Rodentia; Cricetidae
Gene: Itgb3bp
Product: integrin subunit beta 3 binding protein
Exons: 10
Coding region: 135-755 (206 amino acids)
Biological process (GO): regulation of DNA-templated transcription; CENP-A containing chromatin assembly
Cellular component (GO): nucleoplasm
Source: RefSeq, a predicted model, not a curated record
UGCGGAGGCUGUUUCCAGCGGAGCGCGGUUUGUGUGACACCGCAUCCAGUGUCUACUGCGCUAGAUUUUUAUGCUUCCGCGUUUGAGGGCUCUCAGUUCUAUCCAGCAACGGUGGCACUUCCUAAAGUCCCGAAAUGCCAGCUAGAAGAUCACUGAAAUUGGAUGAUCUGUUUGUGAAAAAGGGCCAAGCAGUUUCUUUAUUGGCCAAUGACCUUCCUCCAUCAGGGUACAAGUGGCAGACCUUAAGACAGAACACUGACAGAAGACUGCGGUCAUUUAGUCCUUCAAAAUGCAGAAGGAAGAAAAGUAUUACAACUUAUUCUCCAACAACUGGAACUUAUCAAAUGAGCCCAUUUUCUUCUUCUACAACCCCCAAAGAACAAGAGUGCGGAAACAGACCAUCAAAUGGAAAGACAAAGCAGAAUAACCUCAGCUCACCUGUGAGAGAGGAAUCCACAGCAAAAGACAGCGAUGAAUUCAUAGUGCUGCUAUCUAAAAUUGAGAGAUCAGCAGAAAACACCAUGGAGAUAAUGAAGAAUUUAAGUAGUAUACAGGCUUUGAAGAAUAACAGAAGACUUGAAGAUCUCAUUGGUGUUUCCCUGGUCCCAUGUUCCUUAAAAAAUGAAGUAGAGAAAACUAGAACACUAAUGACAAAAGCAACAGAACAAAAGCUGUUUGAUAAGAAGGAUUCAAAAAUUCCCCCCAAAGAACAUCAUCUUGACAGCUUCGAAUUCCUUAAAGCCAUUUUGAACUGAGUGUUACCUUCAAGUCUGAAAACUGUGUCAAUCUACAUGAGUGUUAGUAAGAAUGCAACCCUGCCUGACAUGAAGAGUUGGUGAAAGCAGGACUGUUAAGUUUGAAAACUGCCUUCUCAGACAGGAAAUGGAUUAUCUAUGGAUAAGUAGGAAAAAAUAAAAGAGUUCAU